AGUCGUACCAAUGCGUCAUAUCAAAAUGGCGUAUACAAGCGUGUUGCACGGGGAUUACAACAACAUUUUCCCCAACGAUAUUGCUUAAUUAGAAUGUAAUUGUCUUGUGCAUCUAUUUCUUAAAUGAUCUUUUACGAUAUUUAUUCAAAACAACAAGCAGGAUUACCAUUUAAAGAAAAAAUUACUUUGGAAAGAUUUGUUUACAUCAGCUGGGGGCGGGCUUUUGUUUAUUAUACUUGGUAUUAGAAUCAUCUAGGAUGGAAGACGCUGAUAUGAUUCGUGAGCUUGAGAAUCUCCAUGUUUUAAACAAAGACUUUCAUAACAUGGAUUCUUUAAUGAAUGCUCUAGAGGAGAGCAUAGGAAAGGAGAGAAGUGGAAGGUUGUUAAACGUAGUUUCGAAGAGGGUUUCAAAGAAGCGUAGAUCAGCAAGGCGGCACAGACAUUCGACUAGUUACGUUCAUUCAGAGAGUAGUCCAGAUGAAGCGGUCACCAAAUCAUCAGCAAUGACACACUCAGACACCGAACAGAGCAUGCAUCAUAGUCGACACUUUUUUUCAUCUUUGGUGGAGAGUGAUAGUGUAACAGAAAGCAUUCCUAUAAGAAUCUGUAGGCGAAGAAGAAGGCAUAAACGAAUGGCUGUAGAUCCAUCACCGUCCCGGGAUCAAGCUACUGUUCAAAGUCAUAUUAAAGGGAAAAGAAACAAAAAAUCGUCUAAAAAAGAAGACUCUAAAAUGGACGUAGAAAAUCAUAUAUCAAUUCAACCGGGUAAAAGGAAAAGGGGCUAUAGAGAAAAUAAUAGUGAAUCUUUAGAUGUUGAAGAAAUGGGAGAGAAUAGGCUUAGUCGCUUCCUCCAUCAAAUGUCUAGAGAAAGUUCAACCUCAAUAUCAAACAGUGAAGGCGAUAGUGACGCUACUUUUAGUUGUUCCAACGAUGAAGGUCGUGAGGCUGAUGAUGAACAUUCGGACUUUUUUCACGAAGGUGGAACAACAUGUGGCGUCAUUCCUUGGUGGGAAAAUACUUCGUCCAGAAGAACAAACGUUGAACAGAAUGCGCCCGAUUCGGAUUUAGAUCACGUUUUAAAUGCUAAAAGCUGCUUAGCCAGACUUAUCGGAAAGGGAAGAAAGUUUAAGUGUGGCAAAAGGUUGUUUCAAACUAGGUGUCCUGGUUACACAAUGGCAAAUUUUUUAUCUGAGCAAAACAAGUGGACUCGUCACAAUUCUAGUAAAAGUCCUUUCGUAUCUUCAUCUCCAAGUGUAGCAGAAAUAAAAAGACGGCGAAAAACGCCCCCAUGUAGUCCCUAUAAAGAUGGUACUAUAUCACCAACUUAUUGGUCGAUACCUGCAUAUUAUCGAGAGAUACAUUCAUUGUUGUCAACAUACGACGAUUUCGUCGAUUAUGAGACAUUCGUUAAAUUUUGUGCAAAGUCUGGACUGUCUAGACCGGUCUUAACUCAGAUUUGGGAGAGUUUGGAAACGAAACAUGAAAAGAUAUCCAGAAAUGGUUUAUAUAAAGCUCUCGCUUAUAUAUCCCUUGCUCAGGCUGGUAAAUCAUUUAACGAAAAAAUUCUUGAGAGUUAUCAGGGACAAGAACUACCAAUUCCAUCUAUGGGCGAUAUGAAAGAACUGCAAAAAGACUUAGCCAAAAUAAAACGAGAGAAAUUCUCAAGUGAUUUAAACUAUUCAAUAACAGAGUUGGAACAAAUUGAUCAGGUUACAGUAAAAUUAGUUCCAGAGAAGAAAGGAAUUAUAUUAAAACACGUUGAGUACGAAGUUUAUAGCAAUAAAUAUAAUAAAGCUGUUGAAAGAAGGUAUAACGACUUUCUAGCCCUUCAUGAACUAUUACUGCAGAGAUAUCCUUAUAGAAUUAUAGCAAGAUUGCCUCCUAAAAAACUUUUAGGUGCUAGCAGAGAAUUUAUUGAAUGUCGACGUAAAUGGUUAGCAAGAUUUUUAACUAUCUGUGUUCGACAUCCUGUUGUGGGGCAAGAUGAUGUCAUAAAGUAUUUUCUUACAUUUACCGGAACGGAUACUUGUCACAAAAUGAAAGAGCACUUCAAAGGAUUACCUGACGAAUUUAUGACUGAUAAAAAUGCGACUUUAGUGAGAAAUUUAGUCACUGAAGAUGCUAAUCUUCAAUUUAUGUCUAGUAGGGAGUUUGCUCGUCAGUUAGAAAUUGCCUGCUGUCGACUUAAAGAAAUUGCUGAAAGACAAGUUUACAGGUCUUCCUCCUACGCAAGAGAUAUGUUUCAAAUGAAUAAAGAGUUAACAGCUAUCGGUACGAUAACUACGCCGGUCAGUAACUGGUCGACAGGUGAAUCAAAAAUUUGGAAAUUCUUGAAGCCUGGAUUUCAAAAAAUAGCUGCAGAAUUUUGUACGGUUGCUCAAGUCUCCGGAAGUCAAGCGAAAGAGGAAGACGAGGAAGUGCUCGAAAAUAUAUCCUUACUUCUUGAUGUCCUCUAUGGGUACAGAGACCUAUGCGAUCGUCACGAGAAGGGCGUCAUUCAGGACCACCAGAGGGCUCUGAGUAAAUUAAGUCAGUAUAAGAAGAGAAAGAAUAGUGGGUCAACGAAUGGUCGAAUAGUAGAGGAUAGAAGUGGUAAUUUUGAAAGUCGUAUAUUAGAGCAAGAGGAAGCUAUCGCAAACCUGGAAAAUCGAAGUUUUUUCGCUUUGCAUUGUAUAAAAAGGGAAACUCAAUUGGUUCACGUUUUCUUGAGUUAUCUUUAUACAGUUGUAAAAUCUCUUGUUAAAUGUGAAAUAAGAGCAUAUAGCGAGUUGGCCUCUGCAUGGAACAAACUGGAACCACUCGUUAGAAAUCUUAUACAGGAGAAUGCUAAAACAGAUACAUAA
Molecule: messenger RNA, 2843 nt
Organism: Dimorphilus gyrociliatus
Lineage: Eukaryota; Metazoa; Annelida; Polychaeta; Dinophilidae
Source: the annotation of a GenBank genome assembly